UUUUCCAUUGUUUUUGCACAUGCCUAGUUUAACCGAUGGUCAAAAAAAACUGAAAAGUAAUCCUGGUUCACUGUAAGUUUAAUACAAAUUGAGCAAAGACAUGGUUCUGUUACCUGACCCCAGUAGGGUGGAACUGAGGACAGAGAUUGUGGAAGUGUAUAGCUAUAAAACUGAACUGAAAGUAAAUUGGUAGCAUUGCACCUGUCCAUAAGCCAGAGUUUAGAAAGCAUGAGUGGGAAAAGAGUUAAGUAUUACUCUUUUGACUCGUAUUGUUCAUACACCCCUCCCAUGGGCCUGUUAGGGGUUGAUGGUGUCACUCUAGCCUAAGGGCAUUAUAAAUACCCCCUGCAUCACUGGCCCCAACACCAGGCUGAAUGUCUGCAGGACAUGCUCACUCUUUAUUUGUCUAUCUUUACUAGCACUAACCUGCAUUCAGACAGAUGCAGACACCAACAGCUGUCAGUCCCAGACACAAAUCUUUAUGACAAAAAUCGAUGAUUUCACUCUAAAGUCAGGUGUUAGAGAAGUGUCUGUGCUUUAAAAGUUACCAUCCGUUGUUUUUAGUAUCCUUCCACCAAAAUAUAUCAGGCUCCUGCUGUAAAUUUAGAGUUGAUCGGACACACGUAUCGUUCUUAGUGAAACGCCCCUCCAGUGUUUUGAACUCACCUCUACUGCAGCCAUGUGGGAGUUCCGGUCCAUGUCUUUCUGGCGGGCCGUUUUUGCCGAGUUCUACGGCACAAUGUUUUUUGUCUUCUUUGGCCUUGGUGCUGCUUUGCGCUGGACCAGUGGCGCUUACAACGUGCUCCACGUGUCCUUCUGCUUUGGGAUGGCGGCUGCCACGUUCAUCCAGUCCAUCGGUCACAUCAGCGGUGGCCACAUCAACCCGGCCGUCACCUUCGCCUACGUGGUCAGCUCCCAGAUGUCCCUGUUCCGUGCUUUCUUCUACAUAUGUGCUCAGUGUUUGGGGGCGCUGGCUGGUGCUGCUGUUCUGUAUGGAGUGACGCCGGGCAACAUGAGGGGCAACCUGGCUCUCAAUACACUGCAGCCCGGUGUUAGCCUCGGGAUGGCCACAACCAUAGAAGUGUUCCUGACUUUGCAGCUGGUGGUGUGCGUCUUUUCUGUAACCGAUGAUAGGCGUAAUGGUCGUAUGGGCUCUGCUGCUCUAGCCAUCGGCUUCUCCGUGCUCAUGGGCCAUCUGCUUGGGAUGUACUACACUGGUGCUGGAAUGAACCCUGCCAGGUCCUUUGCACCUGCCGUGAUUUUCAGGAACUUCAUCAACCACUGGGUGUACUGGGUUGGCCCUUUUAUUGGCGGUGCUAUGGGUGCUCUGCUCUACGACUUCAUUCUGUUCCCACGUAUGCGUGGCUUCUCCGAAAGAAUCGCCGUGCUCAAAGGCAGUCGACCCGCCGAAGCCGAGGGCCAGCAGGACACACGGGGCGAGCCCAUCGAGCUCAAAACACAAGCUCUAUAAACAAACAGUCAGGAAUGGUUGCCGUUCUUGCCCUUUUAUCACCUCACCGAACGCAUACACUUAUACCCUUUUUUAUCCUCCUCACUCUGCAUCCAGAGCCUGGGCGUGUUGAACCAUCUCCCACAUCACCUUCACCUCACCCCUUCAGACUGCACGACCUAGAACGAGGCUUUAGUAGAAGACUUUGGCACGUAGGGCAGCGCUCUGUGGCUAAAUCUGCUCAGGACAGGGGCGUCUCUUUGACUUGUAGUGCGCUACAGUAGUGGACUUCAUUCUGCAUGCUUUUUCGGUUUCACAGUGUUCUUGAGUGUUCGCUAUUGUUUUAGCAAGUUUUCACUUUUGUUUUGUUUUUAUCUUUUAUUAUAUUAUAGAAAAUUGAAGGUAAUUUCAAGGCAACUGAGAUAUAUUUCCAGUUGUGUGUGUGUGUUUUAUUGAGUUUUUAUUUAGGCUUUUUAUUCCCAUUAUAUCAUGUUUGUUUUUUGUUUUUCUAAGCGAAAGCCACCCCCAGCGUUACAUUUUGGUGUCUUGAUGAAGCAAUAUGUUAUGAGAGGACAUGUGAUUUUGACAUGCAUAGGGACGUUCUUAUGCAUGGAAAAAGUCCGGACACCUUCGAGCAGCUCAUUGCUUUUUCUUUUUAAAUAGAGACAAAAACAACUACUUUGUUCAAGCUCUGUCAGAGUUUAGUAUAACACAUUCAGUGGAAAGUGCAUUCUGCACUCUUCCUCAUACUUGAGCUCACAGAUGCCUACGAUUGCUUAAUGUCACUCUGACGAGGAAGACAAUGCCAUCCAGUUUUAUCACUCCAGCUAAAGGUGGCCGUGGCAUCAUUAAGAUUCAAGCUUGUGAUCUUCCAACAUCAUGUAAUUUAUUACUAGUUAUAUUCAGUAUAAAUAGUCCACUAUGCAGUGUAAUCUGUUAACAGUAAGCUUUGGUUGCUAAGCAUACAUAACAGACAACGAUCUGGGCCUUCUGUAAGGCAGAAGUUAUUCAACAUGGCGUAAAAGUAUCGAAGAUCUAGAGCACGGCUCUCAGCCAAUCAGAAGUGAGAGAGCUGACCCGAUCCCUUUAUAUAAUUUCCAUCCCCCCCCCCCCUCCCACAGUUUGUUAUUCGAAAUCUUUAAAAGAAAAUUUCAGUGUCUGGACUCAAUUAUCUCUCUUAACCACAACCCUAGUUAAUGAAAAUGUCCCUUCUUAAUACACAUGUAAGUUUCUGUGUUUUAUCAAACUCAUGUGAACCAACACUGUUCUUGUACCUCCAGGAUUUCGGAUUGUUGAUUGUAAUUUUAACUUGAUUUAUUUUUUUUUCUGGCAUGCAUUUCCUAAUCAUCCGUCACUAUAAGACUUGGCCUGC
Hemibagrus wyckioides is the source of this 2822-nucleotide messenger RNA. It is a transcript of the gene mipa, whose product is annotated as major intrinsic protein of lens fiber a. The coding region runs from base 680 to 1471 and encodes 263 amino acids. Gene Ontology annotation, biological process: transmembrane transport. Gene Ontology annotation, cellular component: plasma membrane. NCBI's taxonomy places the organism in Eukaryota, Metazoa, Chordata, Actinopteri, Siluriformes, Bagridae. The record is from RefSeq and is a predicted model, not a curated record. Gene Ontology annotation, molecular function: water channel activity. The transcript has 4 exons.